Plectropomus leopardus (leopard coralgrouper) is the source of this 5012-nucleotide messenger RNA. RefSeq names its product nudix (nucleoside diphosphate linked moiety X)-type motif 4b (gene nudt4b). Gene Ontology annotation, molecular function: bis(5'-adenosyl)-pentaphosphatase activity; endopolyphosphatase activity; bis(5'-adenosyl)-hexaphosphatase activity. Gene Ontology annotation, cellular component: cytoplasm; nucleus. The record is from RefSeq and is a predicted model, not a curated record. NCBI's taxonomy places the organism in Eukaryota, Metazoa, Chordata, Actinopteri, Perciformes, Serranidae. Gene Ontology annotation, biological process: adenosine 5'-(hexahydrogen pentaphosphate) catabolic process; diadenosine hexaphosphate catabolic process; diadenosine pentaphosphate catabolic process.
UUCAUUGUACUGAGUCAGCGGCCAUGCGCAAAUGGACCCAGAGGAGGGCUGUGCUGUGUAGGCUGUAGUCUACAUAAGACCUCUGCACACGCACUGCCGACUGGAAAUCACAAGCCGCAGCUGGAGCAUCGACUUGUGUCCACCUUCCACUGAUUUCCAUGAGGAAAACUUAAAUCAAGGAUAGCUGACGGGCAUCUUGGGAUCUCUCCAACGACCCCCUCCUCCUCCUCCUCCUCCUUGACCACCUCGGACCACGGAUGCAGAGAGCAGCAGCGAUGCGGCGGCUCUGCUGUUAACUCGUUGGACCCUUUCCCCCCCCCCCGUUUUGCCGGUUUUUAUCUAAAAGGAGGCAAAUUGAACCUACAAUGAAGCUCAAACCGAACCAGACCAGGACAUACGAUGGCGAGGGCUUCAAGAAACGAGCGGCAUGUCUGUGCUUCAAGAAUGAGCGUGAAGAGGAGGUUCUGCUGGUCAGCAGCAGUCGGCACCCGGACCAGUGGAUCGUCCCUGGCGGUGGGAUGGAGCCAGAGGAGGAGCCAUGUGGUGCUGCAGUGCGAGAGGUGUUUGAGGAGGCCGGUGUGAAGGGCAAGCUAGGACGUCUGCUCGGUGUAUUUGAGCAAAACCAGGAUCGGAAGCACCGGACGUAUGUUUAUGUGUUGACUGUCACAGAAACACUGGAGGCCUGGGAGGACUCCGUCAACAUCGGCCGUAAGCGGGAGUGGUUCACCGUGGACGAGGCCAUCAAAGUGCUGCAGAGCCACAAACCCGUCCACGCCGAGUACCUGCGGAGGCUCCAGCUCAGCUGCUCCCCAACCAACGGAAACUCCAUCCUCCCGAGCCCACCGCCAAACGACAACUACCCCCACUACAGCGCCACGGCCACCACACCCUCGACGGGCAACGUUCUGGGCUCCUCCUGCAGAUAGGACUGCACCCAAACCCUUUCGUCCUGUCCGACUCGGACAGCCCACUGAAAGUCUGUACAGUCUUGCAUGAAUCUAAUGACUUUUUCAGAGUUUUCCUGUAUGUAUAAUUUCUAGUGUUAGCUGCAGGACAGACCAAAGCCAUCACCAGAACUGUGUUAAAGACUGACGGAGCGGGAGACGUCUCUGACAGCAAAACUGUGGAUAUCCUAAGAACUCUUUUUUCUUUUGGCAAACACCAGACUGAUGAGCUGGAGCUUUGGAAGAAGAAGCUGCAGACUCGGCUGGCGUGACUGACCCGGUGAAGGAAUGCCUUACAGAAACUUUGUAUGAAUGUUGUAUUCGGGUCGUUUUGUUUCACUAACGGUCAUUUUUAUUUUGUUUUUAGCAGAAUGGAUAUGCUUUCUAGUCAAUAAAAAGUAAUUGACCCCAAAGCACGUCCAUGUGGGGAAUGUUUGCAGAAUGAAUAGUGUCAGACGUCAACUCAUGAUGAUAAGAGCAUAUAUUCAACUAUGCGGAUCUCAUUUUUAAGAAAGACACCUAAGCAUUAAUAUGUCUCAAGGUUCUCCUUUGUUGCUGUCUGCAACUUUAAGUAUUUUGGCCUAAAAUUAUAAAGCUGCCCCUAACAUCUUUUAAAAAAUGGACGAUAAAAUAAAAGUAACAAAAGCAAAAGUGUUUUACACCAUUUAACUAAACAAAUGCAAGAGAACAAAAUGAAAUGGAAAAUGCCAUUCCAGAAAUGUCUUGUGGUCCUAAAUGGCAGGGUCAAAGGUCAAAGACCAGCUGUCAGUGAGUUGAUACGUCCGUGUUCUGAUAUCCUUAAACAUGACACUACUGUGUUUAGAGUUAAACUUCAGCCAGUGCCCCCGCAGUUACGACUCCAACACUAACCUUCACUGAUCCAACAAACUGGUCUGUUGACUGUUUCAGGUCACAUACCUUUGUUUCUGUUUCCCACGCUGUUAAAGUGAAAGUAUUCUAGUGAUGUAAAGUUCAUCUUUGCCUUAGGUUUCUCGUGCUGCUCGGGUCAUUUGAAAUUCUCUCAACUAAUGGAUGACUGCUGUUUAAAUUAAUGUUCAGCAGUUUUAGCAUGUCUCAUGGUGCUGCAAGGCAAUCUGGUAAAAGCAACAACCAGAUUGAAUUUUCAUGAAUGAUAUGAUUGUUUUUUCCACCGGCUACUUGUAACGAAAGCCGGAGAUAUACUUGCUUUUAACUCCGCAUUUGCAUGAUGGCUGCCACCCGUAUCCCGCAUCCGUUUGAAGCCUUGGUUGUGCAUGUUCUCAGAAACUGACGCUACAUGUCUGCAAGAUGCACUAAGAAUGUGAACAGUAAGGGGCAGUAUGGUGAUGACUUGACAGCUUGCUUGAUUCAUGAUCAGCAUUGACCUUGAAUAAUUAGAGUCAGGACAGCCAGUUGGUCAGGGGAUCGGUCCUGAACAAACAGGUUUCCGGUACGGAUCGGGGAAUCAUGGUCCUUAUUUACCAUCUACGUUGGUGCCGCUUUUGCUUUUUCUGCCGCAAUCUCAGAAUUAGUAAUUUAUUAAACUUGAGCAUCACUGUGUUUAUUGUUUACAUCAUGCAAAUCUGGAAGUUCGAUACAGUGAUGUGCCCUCUAGUGGAUUCCUCCAGUAAUGUGAAUAAGCAAGAAGUCAACAAUACUUUUUACAGCAUAGCCAGUUGUCUAUGCAAAUGCAUGGUUAAAAAGCAAGUAUAUCUCUAAUCUAAUAUUACUUGCACCUAGGGCUGCAAUUAACAAUAAUUUCCAUUAUGGAUUAAUCUUUUAUUGGUUUGAUUUCUAAACUGUCAAAAAAAAUUGUAAAACAUGCCCAUCACAGCUUUUACUUGUUCCAAAAAAGAAAAUCCAGUUUUAAUAUAAAUAUAUCAGUAUUUCUUAAAGUUUUUUAUUUAUUUUUUGGUUAUUUGCUAAAAAAAAUUUUGUUGCUUCAUGGGGUCUGAGACGCAUACCAUUUAAAUGUUCCUUGUUUCCUGUCUGCCUCUCAACCUAACAUUGCUAAUUGAGAAAAAUCAAAAAUUAAUAAGAUAUGACAAGAGAAAUCCAAACAAAAAUGGCCCACAUUAGCAGUAAAAAUAUCACAUUUGGGAGAAAUAUUAUUUGCUCACAGAGCCGUUCUCACUGAAGAGUCACCCGCUCACUCCUGUGCUGACAGCUGAAUGACGACUCGUAACCAUACAGAGAUUUGUAAAUAUAGCUUUGAAAAGAAAUGUGUUUUUAACCUGAAUGUACCUGUAAAAUUUCUCUUAAUAUUUUAUAUAUUUUUAACAAUGUAUAAAUGGCAGGAAAAAAACAAACAAAGGUGGAGAAAACCCUCUGAGAAAAGUAUGUGUAUAUUUGUAUCGAUGACGAUGUGCCACGGGUUUAGGAUGCGAAGGUUGGUUGUUGUGAAGCAGAGAUGGUUGACUUAAUGCGUUUUAAAUCAGGAUGUGGUUCGGGGUUGCAGCGGUAUAUCGGUUUCAAGGUAUACCAUGGUAUGAUAAAACACAGUUAUCAUACCGUAUAAAUUUGCUUAUCUAAGGUAGUGAAAAAAAGCAACUGGAAGGAGAAUCUUACCUUUAUCUAACUUAUAUUCAAAAGGAAGAAUUUUCACACAUACUUUGAUAAAAAAGUAAUUUCAAGUUUCAUUUUUAGCAACAGAAUAUUUGUUCAACCAAAUGAAAAACAUCUGUAUAACAGUCAUUGUAACUGAUAGUAACAAUAAGCCUGUAAUACCAUGAUACUGUAAAACCGUGAUAUUUUCUGAGAUGGUUAAAUUUUUUGGUAAAAAUCUGAUACCGUUGCAACCCUAGAUCUGGCGAAAUCAAAGUGUGGACAAUUUGGCAUUUAACUUUGGAUAGGAAAAAAAAGUACUGACUGGAUCUUUAAAAUUUUAGAGAUGUUGGGGUAAACUAAAGGAAUUGUUUUGUUUGUUUGUUUUUUACAAAAUAUAUAGCAUCUUGAAAAUCUUGUGUGUGUAAAAUACACAAGUAUUACUGAAUAUAGGCAUCAAUUCUGAAAUUGGGUUUUUAUAAAAUAUAUAUGUUUUUGGGGGGGGGGGGGGGGGGGGCAGUUUUGGUAAAUAUAGACAACAUUAACGAUCAGGGGAAUGUUUUUCAGGCUAUGGUAAGAAAAUUAGAAAUAGAUUGAAUUUGUCGAAUUUUUAUUGUAUUGUUUAUUCCAACUGUUUUGGAGGAGUAAAACACUCAACUUAAAAGGUCUGCUAUCACCCUCGCCAAGGCCAGUGCUCCAUUAAAAAGUCUUAUCGGCAAUAUCAUGAACUUUGACACGCAAAUUCAGCUAUCAUAAACUUGCAGCCUUGUUCGAUUGGUUAAAAAAGGAACCUAACCACCUCAAACCUCUAAAUGUGUGUAUGUGUAUUGAUGAACGUGAAUUAUGUGCCAAAUGGAUUCGUUGGUGCUCAGGUGGGAACUUUUUUGAUGUCACAUUAUAUUAAACAUAAUUUUAGGCCAACCACUUUUUGAAAAAAACAUAAAUUAAAUAUGGUUUCAUAAACUCAAUGUAAAUUCAGAAUAUAAUCAUUUAUAAUGUGAAAAAUGCAUUUUUAGAGAUUGACUGCAUCCUUUAUUGUUGAAAUUAUGACUAAUGAAUCAUAAGCACUUAUUCUUUUUUUUUUCUUUACCCCAGACUGUCAAUCAAAAUAACAUCAAUUUAUCCUAAACCCGUUCAUGCUGAUGUUUUGCAGCUCAAUGUCCCCCUGAAACACUUCCUUCCUCCACGCGUUAAAACUUUUUGCUGCUUUGGUCUAUGUUGAUCCGUAAAUGCUCCUUUUUUUGAGUAAAGCAUGACAGUAAGGUUGAGAUUCCCACAUAUGAAAUGUAUGUUACUUGCAAAACUGUAAGACAAGCCUGGACACACGCGUCCACUAUCUGAUGGGCGGAUUUGUACAGAUUGAUUGUCUGCUGCUGAACACACUGUAAUGUCACAUGGAUGUAUCCAGAGCAUUUCACUCAAAGCAAACUAAAGAUUUCUCACCAUUUUGACAUGAAUAUUAUGCACAGAAAAUGUGAAGAUGUGAACUGGAAAGAUUUGGGGGUUUUUUUUGGGAAAAGAUUGCAUUAAAGGGGUAAAAUCUUA